Molecule: messenger RNA, 614 nt
Organism: Ostrinia nubilalis (European corn borer)
Lineage: Eukaryota; Metazoa; Arthropoda; Insecta; Lepidoptera; Crambidae
Gene: CCDC53
Product: WASH complex subunit 3
Exons: 3
Coding region: 140-604 (154 amino acids)
Biological process (GO): actin filament polymerization; exocytosis
Cellular component (GO): WASH complex
Source: RefSeq, a predicted model, not a curated record
CUGGAAACUAUUGAGUUUUUAUCUUCUCCAACAAAACAAAGUUUUGUAUAAUAUUUUUUUAUUAAAAUAGGUAUCUAGACAUAAAAUUAAAAAAUACUGUUUUUUUUCUUUAAAAGAGAACUGCCUCCAGUGUAUCAAUAUGCAAGAAACUAUGAUACAAAAAGACUUGACCAAGUUGGAUCUAUCAAAGGUCGCCGCACUUCAACAGAAAAGAACAUUAGCUUUUGUAAACCAUUUUGCUAUCACUACAGUCCAGUUCCUAAAUAAUUUUAUGAAAAACUGCGAACAAAAACUAAUGCAUUUUGAAAGGAAAUUGGAGAAAGUUGAAGCAGCUAUGGUGCUGUUAGAAGCAAGAUUAUCCUCAAUACCCGAAGUUAACAGUGUAAAGGAGGUUGAAAAACCACCAGAAGACUCUUCUUCAGAUUCCAAACCAGAGCCUUCACCAGAAACUCAAGAGACUGAACAGAGCCCACCACAGACUAGGCCCGAAUACGACAGGUUUAUAAAGAUGGUCCAGGUCGGUGUGCCUUUGCAGGCUGUGAAGCUGAAAGUAUCCAUGGAAGGGUUAGACCCUGAUAUUUUUGAGCAGAUUAUAAAUAAAUGAAUAUUUACAA